GCCGCGGCGAUGGAGGUGUCGAAUCUACAAGAUCUCCUGAGCGAACCGUCCAAGAAGCAUAUCAUCGACAGUGUCGAUGCAUUGGGCCUUGGAUCCGCAGAGGCGCAGCACCUGAAAACGCCACUGACGGCCGUCACACAUGUUCUCGAGCAGAAGCAUUCGCUGUUCAUCGCACACGACGACACAACUGCAUGGGGAAUCCUUAAAGUCGGUCGAAAGCAUCUCUUCUACUUGACACCCCGCGGUGACUUCAUGGAAUUGGACCCAUUGUGCGUCCUGGAUUUUUUUGUUCACCCUCAGCGCCAGCGCCACGGUUUAGGACUGCACCUGUUCAAGUCCAUGCUCGAGAGGGAAUCGAUCGCACCGCAUCAACUUGCAUACGACCGACCCUCCCCGAAGCUCUUUUCGUUCAUGCGCAAACACUUUGGCCUCGAUACUUUCGUUGACCAGCCCAAUCGGUUCGUCAUUUACGAUGCGUACUUUUCUUAAGGAAAAUGCACGCGGCAGCUUGUCCA
Aphanomyces invadans is the source of this 515-nucleotide messenger RNA. RefSeq lists its product as hypothetical. Lineage: Eukaryota; Oomycota; Saprolegniomycetes; Saprolegniales; Verrucalvaceae. Bases 10 to 489 code for a protein of 159 amino acids. Gene Ontology annotation, cellular component: microtubule. The transcript is spliced from 4 exons. Gene Ontology annotation, molecular function: tubulin N-acetyltransferase activity. The record is from RefSeq and is a predicted model, not a curated record. Gene Ontology annotation, biological process: alpha-tubulin acetylation.